Molecule: messenger RNA, 3289 nt
Organism: Scophthalmus maximus (turbot)
Lineage: Eukaryota; Metazoa; Chordata; Actinopteri; Pleuronectiformes; Scophthalmidae
Gene: dcaf5
Product: ddb1 and cul4 associated factor 5
Exons: 9
Coding region: 144-2519 (791 amino acids)
Biological process (GO): negative regulation of fatty acid biosynthetic process
Cellular component (GO): cytoplasm; Cul4-RING E3 ubiquitin ligase complex
Molecular function (GO): protein binding
Source: RefSeq, a predicted model, not a curated record
GACCCGGGCCGUGUGCCACAUCCAGCGAACCACACGAGCAGGUGUCGCGGCGACCACGAAGCGUCGCGGCUCAUUUUGAAUUCUUCCUCCCGUUGGCAAGUGGCCGUGUUUGUCGCUGCGCGCUGGGCGACGGAGGAGAAAACAUGAAGGAGCUGAAGGGCUGCGCUAUGCGGUCCGCGGUGGGCUUUCUGUCCCGCAGGGAGCUGACCGGCCAGCCGCUGCUGAAGGACGAGUUCCAGAGGCGCCGGAUGGCCGGCUGCACCAGCCUCUACAAGAAGGACAUGCUGGGACACUUCGGCUGUGUCAACGCCAUCGAGUUCUCCAACAACGGCGGCGAAUGGCUGGUGUCUGGAGGAGACGACCGGCGGGUGCUGCUGUGGCACAUGGAGCAAGCCAUCCAUGCUCGGUCCAAGCCUGUGAAGCUGAAGGGGGAGCACCUGUCCAACAUCUUCUGCCUGGCCUUUGACAGUACCAACAGAAAAGUCUUCUCCGGUGGAAAUGAUGAGCAGGUGAUUCUUCAUGAUGUGGAGAGAAGGGAGACCGUGAACGUGUUCCUGCACAUCGACGCCGUGUACAGUUUGUCCGUCAGCCCGGUUAAUGACAACGUGUUCGCCAGUUCAUCGGACGACGGACGGGUUCUGAUCUGGGACACUCGCGAGCCGCCGCAUGGAGAGCCGUUCUGUCUGGCCAGCUACCCCUCGGCCUUCCACAGUGUGAUGUUCAACCCCGUGGAGCCCAGGCUGAUCGCCACUGCCAACUCCAAGGAAGGAGUUGGAUUAUGGGACAUUCGCAAGCCACGCAGCUCCCUGCUGCGCUACGGAGGCAACAUGUCCCUCCAGAGCGCCAUGAGCGUUCGCUUCAACAGCACCGGCACCCAGCUGCUGGCGCUGCGCCGCCGCCUGCCGCCCGUCCUCUACGAGUUGCACUCGCGCCUGCCCAGCUACCAGUUCGACAACCAGGGCUACUUCAACUCCUGCACCAUGAAGAGCUGCUGCUUCGCCGGGGACAAGGACCAGUACAUCUUGUCUGGAUCGGACGACUUCAACCUCUACAUGUGGAAAAUCCCAAAGAAUCCAGAAGCGGGAGGCGCUGGUCGAGUGGUGAACGGGGCUUUCAUGGUUCUGAAAGGUCACCGCUCCAUUGUGAACCAGGUCCGCUUCAACCCGCACACCUACAUGAUCUGCUCGUCCGGUGUGGAGAAGGUCAUCAAGGUGUGGAGUCCCUACCAGCAGCCCGACAGCCUCGGUGACCUGGACGGCCGCGUGGAGGACAAGUCCCGCAGCCUCUACACGCACGAGGAGUACAUCAGCCUGGUGCUCAACAGCGGCAGCGGCCUGUCCCACGACUACGUCAGCCAGUCCAUCCAGGAGGACCCGCGCAUGAUGGCCUUCUUCGACUCGCUGGUGCGUCGGGAGAUCGAGGGCUGGAGCUCCGACUCUGACAGCGACCUGAGCGAGGAGGCCAUCAUGCAGCUCCACGCCCGCGGACGCCGCACUACGCGCGCCACACCGGCGCCUCCCGUCGCCCCCCCGGCCGCCGCUCACCAGAGCGACUCCGAUGACUCGUCCUCCUCGUCAUUGGCCGGACCCGAUGCCUCGGGAGGGGAAGAGCAAGCCACAGUCGAGGCCGAGGCCGAGGAGCGGCCCAGGAGACGCAGGCAUCAGUCUGGCCUCCUGGUGAAUGAAGACUCGGACUCGAGUGAGUUCUGGCUUGACCCCAUGCCCCGGCCCCGCUUCCCGAGCCCCAGGGAGAACUCCACGCUUUCCAGCCCCGCCUCCUCCCCUUCACUUCCCGCUGGGGCCUCCAGCUCCUCCACGUCCACCUCCAGCUCCAGCAGCGACGACGAGGAGCGGCGCAGCGCAGUGAGGCGGCGCAAUGUCAUGAGGCGACGGCGCAUGCACGUGGUCUCCAGAGCGAGCGACCGGCCGGAGUCCGUCCAGGCUUUGUUUUCGGCCGUCGACUCCUGCAGUUAUCCGUCGAUCUCCGUCGAGGACUUGUCUUCCUCCUCUAUAGACGAGGAACAACUCAAGGCCCAAGGCGGCGCCGCCGCUGCCCGAGAGGAGGAGAAAUGUCUGAGCCCCUCUGACUUUGUGUGUUCGAGCCCAGUAAUGUCGCCCGCGAGCCAGGAGAACGAGGCGGGGAGCGACAGGACUGAGCUGGAGAGACGUUCGGCCGCGUCUCCUCAGUCGCUGCGCAGACGCCGGACCGAGGGCAGGGCGGAGACGACUUUGGACAGCUCCGAUAGCGGAGAGGCGUGCAGCAGCAGCUCGGCGGCUGUGGACAGUAACUCCCAGAGCCGCCAGCGGAGCCCCGGAGUCAACGGGCAGCAUCGGACUGUGGCGUCGCGCGGGAGCGAGAACCUCCACGUCUCCUCGGAGUCGGACGGAGACGCCGUUGCCGCCGCCGUCACGCCUGAAGACACCAGGCCACGGAGAGGGAAAGGCCCCGCGCAGAGCGCUCUGAAACGGACUCACGGAGAAUCAGGCUCCUCGCCCACAGAGAAGAAGUUAAAGACAUAAUCUACAACAUCUUUCCGAUCUCCGAAAAACAAAUCAUUUGUUAACAGACUUGAUUUAGGAAGUGGGUUUUUCUAUGGGUUUUUACAACUCAAGCUUUUUCAUUUUGUGUCUCGUUGUGUCUGUGUGAGUGUGUGUGAGAAACGUUUGAGCUUGUGCUGCCUAAGAGCAGAAGACGAUAAGCGACUUUAAGAAAAAAAAAAAAAAUGACGACGACGUGGUUAAUUUUCUGUUUGAGAACAAAUGGAUCUGAUGGUGUUGUCGUCCUCAAGGUCAAACCACCGAUGACGUUAAAAGAUGGGAGAUGUAAAAAACAAAACGGUAAAUAUUGUUGAUAACAAAUGGUAUUGUAAAGUGAAAUGCAGCGUCAAGUGUUUCUUUCUCCGUCUCCGCUCCGGUUGUCGCAGGCGAAGCUCUGCCGAGGAUUUGGAGCUUUCUUUUUCUCCAACCGUUACGAAAAUGAAAAAGGGUCUCGUCGAGGACGACGGCUUUGCAGCAUUUUUUUUUUUAUUUCUAAGGUUUAACACAGAGCGAAAAAUCUGAUCGGGCUCAUUCCUGGCCGUGACUGAUUCAGGUUCCUGAAGAAUUGACUGCGUCUCCAUAGAAAUCCCGACGGAGCACCAUUUGUUUUAAGCUGUGCUUUGAAUUGAAAACGAUGCUUCCAUUGUCUCUACCAAUUGUUGUUUUUUUUGUUGUCUCAUUAUCCAGCCCUCUGGGCACCAUCACCAGCCAGCUCGCUUUUGUGUCCUCGCAAAAUUAAAGAAAUAAUCUGC